CACCCAUCAAAAUACCCGUAAAACACGUUCUGCUGAAAAAAGGGCGAUUCACCAUUUUUGAAUCCAGCGUUAUAUUUUAGUGAUAAUAAGCUCCUCAAAUCGUGAUGGGCAUAUGCAGUUCUUGCGAGUCCACGAAUGUGGCUACUGCCAAGUUAAUACUGCACGACGGAAGGCUUCAAGAAUUCUCCUACCCGGUUAAGGUUUCUUACGUGCUACAGACGAAUCCCGCCUGUUUCAUAUGCAACUCCGACGAGAUGGAAUUUGGCGAUGUCGUUUCCGCCAUAAGCGAUGACGAGGUGCUUCAACCGGGUCAGCUGUAUUUUGCCUUGCCUUUGAACCGGCUGAAGCACCGGCUUCUCCCGGAAGAGAUGGCGGCAUUGGCCGUCAAGGCCAGCUCUGCGCUGGGCAAUAGCGGUGGCGAGAAAUGCGGAUGUCGGAAGAAGAGGACCUUGGAGGUGUCUUGCCAGGAUUAUCGGUCGAGAAAGGUGGGAGAUUAUGGGGACGAUGGGUUGAGAAGAGGGAGGAAAGGAGGCGACGGUGGUGGGAGGAGAAGGAAAUACACGGCGAUAUUAAGUGCGAUACCCGAGUAGAGGGGUAUUUUGGAAAAUGUAGGAUAUUCAAUUUAUUAUUAUUAUUUUUUUUUUUUUGUAAAUACUUAUUUGGUUGAGGCGAGGCGAUAUGGGGUUAGCAAUUAGAAACUUAGAAUCGAAUUUUGCCUUUUUAGUAGUAGGUUGUCUUCGUUCAUUUCAAAACAAGCAAAAAAAAAAAGAAAAAAAUAAGAAGGGUAGGUGUCUUUCUUCUUCGGGUUGUAAAACUAACUACAAACAAUUUUGCUCUUGGAUGUACAUGAC
This is a messenger RNA of Coffea eugenioides, 851 nucleotides long. RefSeq lists its product as uncharacterized. The record is from RefSeq and is a predicted model, not a curated record. The transcript has a single exon. The coding region runs from base 105 to 590 and encodes 161 amino acids. Lineage: Eukaryota; Viridiplantae; Streptophyta; Magnoliopsida; Gentianales; Rubiaceae.